Messenger RNA from Rotaria sp. Silwood2, 303 nucleotides. Lineage: Eukaryota; Metazoa; Rotifera; Eurotatoria; Philodinida; Philodinidae. The record is from the annotation of a GenBank genome assembly.
AUGAAUCUUAAUGUAUCAAAAAGUACUAUUAAUCGUAUUGCUAACAAACUUGGAAAAGAGUGUCGGUUAGGUUUAUUAAAUAAUCAGAAACCAAAAUUUUAUCGUCAACGCCAUGUAGCAACACCUGCAACUGUUCGUUGUAUUACGUCAUAUAUAAGUAAAGAAAAUCCUCCAACAAUCUCGUUAAUGGCUGCAAGAUGUGAUAUUAGUGUUAGUACUGCUGUUAGUAUUAUUCGUGAUAUUAUCGAUGCAAAAUAUGGUAAAAGAAAGGCCGGUACAUCGUUUAUAUCCAGCUAUCAUUGA